AGGACCCAGAAUGUUCUGGGAGAGAAGGGCCGUCGGAUCAGAGAGCUGACCGCUGUGGUCCAGAAGAGGUUUGGCUUCCCUGAGGGCAGCGUGGAGUUGUAUGCUGAGAAGGUCGCCACCCGUGGUCUGUGCGCCAUCGCUCAGGCCGAGUCUCUGCGCUACAAGCUGCUGGGAGGCCUGGCUGUGCGUAGGGCAUGCUACGGUGUCCUGAGGUUCAUCAUGGAGAGCGGCGCUAAGGGCUGCGAGGUCGUGGUGUCCGGCAAGCUGAGGGGUCAGAGGGCCAAGUCCAUGAAGUUUGUGGACGGCCUGAUGAUCCACAGUGGAGACCCCGUCAACUACUACGUCGACACAGCAGUCCGUCACGUCCUGCUAAGGCAGGGUGUGCUGGGCAUCAAGGUCAAGAUCAUGCUGCCCUGGGACCCCAGCGGUAAGAUUGGCCCCAAGAAGCCCCUGCCAGACCACGUCAGCAUUGUGGAGCCUAAGGAGGAGAGCCUGCCCACCACACCCAUGUCUGAGCAGAAGGGUGCCAAGCCAGAGGUGCCCGUCAUGCCCCAGGGAACACCUGUACCCACCGCAUAAGAGGGUAAGAAACCGACG
Messenger RNA from Plectropomus leopardus (leopard coralgrouper), 597 nucleotides. NCBI's taxonomy places the organism in Eukaryota, Metazoa, Chordata, Actinopteri, Perciformes, Serranidae. The record is from RefSeq and is a predicted model, not a curated record.